CUUCAUUGAGAAGCGUAUUUACAGCUAGUGCUUUUACCUGAUAUGUAUGGAACCACCACACCGCAUCGGACGCUACAUUUCACACACCCCUCUCUAUCUAUCCCCUCUCCACAUCCCCUGUCAGCGCACAAGAGUGCCAUCGACCCCACCAAGCAUGCAAAGCGGAAACUCAAGAAAUCCGCAACACGAUCGGCCUGAUGAUGGCGGAAUGGCGAAUGCCAAAAAAUUGAAACCUACAGGAGGCGCAAUAGAACCUAGCCAGCCUGUUCGCGUCGCUGAGACCACCACCUCAGCUGCACUGUCCAAUCCCGGAGGUCCUUCAGGAACUGCACCGCCACCGAGCACCGCCCUGAUAUACAGCUCCAAGAUUGGGCUUAAAGCUAUGCACGCUAAACAGCACCAAGACGUCGCCGAGGCGGCAGCCAUGGAGGACAAAACCAUGGAGCAAGAGGCCCAGGAGGAUUGGAUCGAGGUCCAACGCGCCCGCGACCGAUUUUUCGCUGCAUCGAUUCACCUGGAUAACAUCCACAGCGACACCGCCGCGGAAAAUAAAUCUGAGCUGCAGGACAUCCUUCUACGGGCUCCUGUGGUGUAGUAAAUGAGAAUCAGUUGGUUGUUCUUGCAAAGUUAAUAUUAGAUCACGGGGAAGAGCACCGCCCUCAG
Messenger RNA from Gamsiella multidivaricata, 663 nucleotides. RefSeq lists its product as uncharacterized. The record is from RefSeq and is a predicted model, not a curated record. The transcript has a single exon. The coding region runs from base 47 to 595 and encodes 182 amino acids. NCBI's taxonomy places the organism in Eukaryota, Fungi, Mortierellomycota, Mortierellomycetes, Mortierellales, Mortierellaceae.